CUCCUGACCACCCUCGGCCCCGAUCAAAACUCCCUCCCAGAUCCCCGAGGCUGCUGUCACCCCCUCGAUAAAGACGACGAGAGCGCUGUGAGUGGUACUGUCGGCUUCAGUUCUCCCAGCGCAGCUUUACCCGGCGUCAGGGUCUUCAGAGAUCCCGCCAGUUCCAACAGCAGCUUCGAUACGUACCCAUAUGGCUUGCCCACGCCACCUGAGAUGUCGCCUCUGGACGCUGUGGAUCACGAACACCAGUCCUACUACUCAUCCUCCAGCUCAGUCUCCACCAGCUCCUGCUCGUCUUCCACCUCUUGCCCGGACGACAGGCAUCCCACCCCGGUGCACAUGAGCAGUCCACACCCCUACCAUCCCGAUUACUCCCAGCAGGUACCUUUGCACUGUAGGAGCUCACAUUUGGUUCACAUCCCGAUGUCCCAUCAGGGAAGUGGGGCGACCCUUAUCACAGCUCCUCCGUUGUCCUAUUACAGCCCUUCGUUCCCGCAGGUUCAGAUCCAUCAUGGGCACCAGGGGCACCUGGGCCAGCUUUCGCCUCCUCCAGAGCAGGGGCACCUGGAGGGUCUGGAUCAGCUGAGCCAGGCUGAAUUGCUGGGUGAGGUGGACCGAGAUGAGUUCGACCAGUACCUAAAUUCUACAAGUUAUCACCCCGAACAGGGUGGGAUGACAGUCACGGGACACAUCCAGGUAACGCCGGCUUCUGUUUGCUCCAGCAGCGCUACGGAAACCAGUCUCAUCUCCGUAUUGGCCGAUGCCACGGCAGCCUAUUACAACAACUACAGCAUUUCAUAAACACAAAACAGAGGCAGUUGACACAGACAGAGACUGUGGGCUCGACAAGGGUCAGCAAUAUAACUGGCAGGUGAAAGGAAGGCCGUGGAGGGAGCGGAAAAGAGAAGCUACAGGAAGUCAAAGGACACCUCAGGGAUGCAUAGAUUAAAAAAAAAAGUUCAUUCCCAUCUUUGCUUCCAAAAGAAGAACGGAAAUAAAAGAAAAAAAUGGACAAACAUAGAAAAUGCUCUCAUAUCUUGCCACAAAAGCAUGUACAUAUGCUAUAAAGCUUAUUUAUGUAUCAAAUUGCUUUGCAUUAAAGCUUAUUGUAUUGCUUUUUUUCAGUCCAGAUAUAUUCAAUUGAUUUUUUUCAAACCUCAGUUGUUUUACCUCAAGAUUUAUUUAAGUGAGGCUGGUCUCUUCCUUUAUAGGACAUCAUUUUGAAGGAAAUUCUGCCCUUUCUUUUCCCUUUACAUUCAUUUCAAAAAUGUAUUUGUAUACUCAUAAACAGUUAAAAGAAUAAUAAUAAUGAAUACUAUUGUAUGCCAAUUUAGGUUUGCCAUAUUAAUUUAAUUGAAAUAAAAUUUUGAGUUUUAUACAUUUAGCAUUCUCACUUUUGAUAUCCUCACUGAUGUCAAUAACAAGCGAAUGAACGUAUCAAUAUUGAUGUUUGUUGAACACCAUUCUGUUUGGCCGAUUUCAUGAUAAAUUGCAUUGUUUAUGCCUAUUUAAAUACAGCACAAUGAUUAUGUCUGUAGGUCUGGAUUUAAGAAAAAAAUGUUGCAGAUGCUCUUCAUUUUGUGAUAUAUUAAAAGUGAAUGUUCUGAGGCCCCAUAUGAAUUAGACGCCACUAAAUAAAAACACAAAAUAAA
This is a messenger RNA of Sinocyclocheilus rhinocerous, 1652 nucleotides long. RefSeq names its product transcription factor Sox-7-like. The transcript has a single exon. The record is from RefSeq and is a predicted model, not a curated record. The annotation marks the transcript as partial. NCBI's taxonomy places the organism in Eukaryota, Metazoa, Chordata, Actinopteri, Cypriniformes, Cyprinidae.